AUGAUCAGCCUCCUAGCCAUUGCUUCUCUCGUCUUCCUCUUCGUGGCCUUGCACGGCUCGCUUGCCUUGCACCGCACCUGCAGCUGGAAAGACGGAGGCGACAACCGCCCCGACGAGCAUGGGUACGAGCGCUACUGCGCCGCAGAGCCUGUCGUCUACGACCAUCGAUUCGCCACGUAUAAUUGUCCAGACAAAGGCAGGCCGCUCGUCGCUAAUUGGGGUUACAUCUACGCGGCAGGACUUGAGUUCUCGACGCCCUGCAAUAAUGGAGGAUUCGCCAAGGACUGCUCGUAUACAGCUUGGGCGCUGUGCAUCUCGCAGGUGGCGGCCGGUGGUCCAACGGGUCAAACGUUCAUCGAGGUUUGCUACGCGAUGAACGAGUACGAUGACUGCACUUGGCCGACCAAUUUCACCGAGGCGACGCUGCCGUACGUCGUUGAGGCAAAGCACAGGGCGUGCUCCUGGCAUGACAAGGGUAUCACGGACCCCAUCUCUCACGGGUAUUCGCCCUUCUGCACAGCGAGACGUAACGAUAUUGUUGGUCCUGACCACUCCGAGUACAAGUGCCUCGAGAACAAGGGCAUCGUCGUCGCAGACUAUGGCUUCCUCCGCAAUGACGUGCUUGAAUAUUGGACUCCCCAUGGCCAUGGAGGAUACGACUCCGAUAGCCAAAUCAAGUACUAUGGCGUUUGCAUCGGUGACAAUACAACGGAAGAGGGGAAGCAGCUCCAUUUCGAGCCGCUACAUGUCUGGUAA
This is a messenger RNA of Jaminaea rosea, 756 nucleotides long. RefSeq lists its product as hypothetical. Bases 1 to 756 code for a protein of 251 amino acids. NCBI's taxonomy places the organism in Eukaryota, Fungi, Basidiomycota, Exobasidiomycetes, Microstromatales. The record is from RefSeq and is a predicted model, not a curated record. The transcript has 3 exons.